This is a messenger RNA of Platichthys flesus (European flounder), 1171 nucleotides long. RefSeq names its product MIA SH3 domain containing (gene mia). The transcript has 4 exons. Gene Ontology annotation, biological process: extracellular matrix organization. Lineage: Eukaryota; Metazoa; Chordata; Actinopteri; Pleuronectiformes; Pleuronectidae. The record is from RefSeq and is a predicted model, not a curated record. Gene Ontology annotation, molecular function: protein binding. The coding region runs from base 435 to 821 and encodes 128 amino acids.
GUGAGCAGGGAAGAAGUGGAACAGAGUAAAUUAGCCAUUGCUCUGACAUCUAGUGGCUGAAUAAGGUCGGGGGAAACAUACAGUAAAUUAACUCUGAGGAAUGUGUUGUUGGAAAGUCCGACAUGAUGCAGAGGGGGAUAAAACAGAGUGAGGUGGGGUGAGGGGGAGGAUAGGAGACAAACCAGAGUCUGUGUAAUCUGGCCCUCCUACUCCUCCUCGCCAUCCCCCCCAUCCUGUUUACCUGCUUGUAAGUUUUGAAAGGAGCUCUGUGUGUCUGCAUGUGUGUGUGCGUGUGUGUGUGUUAAUGUAGGGGGUAGGGAGAGCAGAAGAGGGGACUGCUGUCAUUACACCUCUCGCUCAGAGACGGCGAACAGAAAAAAAGGGGUGAACAAGCUCAGAGACCACAGGAUCAGUCGCUGCGUUCACGUACAGUCAUGACUUGCAAACUCUUGGUCGCUUUUUCCAUCUGGCUUUUGCUGGCAACAUGUGAAGCUGGAAGGCAGAUGCCAAAACUCUCUGAGAAGAAACUCUGCACUGAUACUGACUGCAGCCAUCCCAUCUUGAUAGCUCGUGCAGUGCAGGACUACUAUCCUGGAGACUGCAGGUUCAUCCCCAUCAGACAGGGCCAGCUGGUGUAUGUAUAUGCAAUGCUAAAAGACAGAGGGAACCUCUUCUGGGCUGGCAGUGUUCAAGACUCUUAUUACGGACAACAGGAGGCUCGCAUUGGCCACUUCCCCAGCAGCGUUGUGGAGGAGACGCAUCCUCUCAUGCCAGCCAGCACUGAAGUCAGAACUACUAAAUGGGACUUCUACUGUAACUGAUGAUGGAUGGAGAGGUCAACCUUCAAAUACAGAAUGGCUUUGUCACAUGAUCUUACACACAGGGUUGAUGAUACAGUUGAUGUACAGUAUAGGUCCACAGCGGAUUAUCUGUAGGGAAACAUGGGCAGCAGCUUAAUUUAAAAAUAAAUAAUUGCAGAACGCAUUUUUAUGUUAACUCUAGUUACCAUUAGCUUCAUUCAGUUAUCAGUGCUGAAUUAUGAACCAUUUCUGUUAAAUGCUUUGUAUUCCUCCUCCUUAUUGAAUUCAUAGAAAAUACUCACAGCCUGCAUUCUUUGUAAUACUCCCUCAUACUGUUUAUGUCUGUUUUGCAAAUAUUAAAUGUGUUUUAA